AUGUCUACUCCUUGUCUCUGUGGAAUUCUCAAAUCCCGAAUACCGUCCCCAAUAUCCUUGCAGACCUCAGCAAUAUCGUUGUCUGGAUAUUUUGACGUUCGUCUUGAGUUUCUAUUUCUUUCAAUGUCGCCUGCAGCGAAGUUGAGACGACUGCUCCUUCCCGGACGGAAUCCUGGAAUUUCAUGGGGUCGGGGUGUCGAUCUUCGCUCUGUGUCUCAACAAUCUUGGUCACUUAAUUCUUAUUCUUCAUAUCUAUUUGAUAUGUAUUACUGCAAAAGCGUGCGUGCAAAAUGUGGCGUGUCUCCGUGUCUGCGUGCCCAUCAACAGCGAACGAUCAUCCCAUUUGUUCCCUACCCGUAUUUGUUUGAUCUACCCCUUGGCCUGACCAACCUUCACCUCAAGCCUAAUCCAGACCCACUUUUUCUCCUACAUAUUCCUUUCACUUUUUUUCUUUUUGUCUUUUCCUUUUCUCAUUCUCCUACCACACGCCCAUCCUUUUUUUUUCCUGUGAUGUCCAUCUCUAACGAUUCCUCAUCCCACCGAGCAGACUCCGUCCGUCCGGCUGCCCAAACAUCUCCAAACCCCAAACCUCAGCCCCUCCUUUUCUCAACCCACCCUACACCCAUCCUUAUUUUCUUGGUGUCUCUCCCCCCCCCCCAAAAUCCACCAGAUCUAGACUGCACCCUCGUCACAUUUACCUUCUUGGUCAUACGUUACGUACCUUACCCUCCUAAACUGCGCCCCACCCCCCUUACAUUAAAAGUCUCCCCCAACUUCCUCCCAUAUCCACUUCCUUCGCCUCGUCAUUUGCGUCGCCCUUCUCCUCCUUUGUCUUUCUUUUUUCUAUCUCCCUCUCUUCCUUCUCCUCCCAGUUCUGUCAUGCCAUCCAAUUUUUUUUUUCUCUCGUUCUAUUUUUGUCCUUCAUUUUACGUCGUCUUCAUAUCAUUGUCCAACUCGUCUCCAUUUUGCACCAUUAUCUUCUCAUUAUCAUCACCCACUUUCUCUCCUUCAGCCAAGAUUUAUGCCCGCUCUUUCUUCUUCUUCUUCUUCUUCUUCUUCUAUUCCUUCAUUUCUUCAUAUGCCUCUUCGCCCCACCCGUUUUAUUUAUUCCUUUUUCAUUCUAAUUUUCUCAACCUUAACGACUUCUCUUGA
Messenger RNA from Acanthosepion pharaonis, 1152 nucleotides. Lineage: Eukaryota; Metazoa; Mollusca; Cephalopoda; Sepiida; Sepiidae. The record is from the annotation of a GenBank genome assembly.